Molecule: messenger RNA, 738 nt
Organism: Solanum pennellii
Lineage: Eukaryota; Viridiplantae; Streptophyta; Magnoliopsida; Solanales; Solanaceae
Exons: 2
Coding region: 1-738 (245 amino acids)
Molecular function (GO): nucleic acid binding; zinc ion binding
Source: RefSeq, a predicted model, not a curated record
AUGAUAUUCUUGCGUCAUCAUCUUGAUGAGAUUCUGAAAAUCGAAUAUCUGACAGUUAAUGAUCCACUUGUUUUGUGGAAAAACCUAAAAGAAAGAUUUGACCACUUGAAGAUGGUCAUACAUCCAAAGGCACGAUAUGAUUGGAUGCAUCUAAGGCUACAAGACUUUAAGUCUAUACAUGAGUAUAAUUCUGCCAUGUUCAGAAUCACUUCUCAAUUGAAAUUAUGUGGAGAAACGGUUAGUGAGAUUGAUAUGAUGGAAAAGACGUUCUCCACUUUCCAUGCCUCGAAUGUGCUCUUGCAGCAACAAUAUCGAGAGAAAGUGAAUGAGGCGUACGCCCACCAUGCUAGGCGUGGAAAAGGUCGCGGUCCUAAUCGUGGUCGUGGACGUGGACGUGGUCGUGGUCGUGAUUAUGGUCAAGAACGUAAUUCUAUUCCUGGCAUUAAUCAUUCAUCAAAUAAAAAGGAAAAAAGAAAGGAUGAGAAACGUGAAGCAACUAGGGAAGGUUGUUUUCGAUGUGGUGGAAGAGGUCAUUAUGCACGUGAUUGUCGUACUCCCAAACACUUGGUUGAGCUUUAUCAAGAAUCACUAAAGAAGAAAGAAAAAAAUCCUGAGUCAAAUUUUAUCUCUGAAAAUCAAGUUGACAUCACGCACUUGGAUGUAGCAGAUUUCUUCGCACAUCCUGAAGGAAAAAUAGAUCACUUAAUUGGUGAUGGUUCUGUGAACAUGGAAGAGUGA